UGCAUACCCGCCGCAAAUGAAGGAAGAUGAAUGAAGCAAAUGGCUAGCUAGCUUGAUUGUAGGUAGCGUCAGUACCAUCAACACAUGAAUGGUUAUUUAUAUGCUGGAACAAGAAACCAUGGAUUAAUAAAAAAUAGUCUUGGAGUUGCUUAGAGGGACCAGCACUUGGACACAGUAUGUUUCCCAAAUAAAUUAAGUUGGAAAGCUAACUGAUCCAAGAGUAGUUUGCUAAUAACAGGCAUUAGCAUGCCCGGGAAGGAGUCAUCUGCGGUGGAUGCAAGAUUGGAGCUGUUAACGUUAGUUGAACCAACUGAUAGCACACCAAUUCGAUGGCACCAUGUACCUGAACCCUAACCACCCCAUGAAGUCCUGCUGCAACAGCAGCAGCAUCACUGAACUGCUGGGUGCCCUGUGCGACUGCAGCCUGUCUGGAGUGUCAUGGAAACGCCGUGCCCUGCGGACAGUCUCAAGAGAAGAUUUCCGCAGAGCUCUCAAGAAGCGUGCCUAUGGUGCCCUGCUGUCUAAACUGUUUCAAGAUGGCACAAAAGGGUUUACCUCAGGAUCAAGUGCCACAACUAAUACACCACCCAGAAACAAAGUCCUGAUGAUAUGUUUUGACUUGCGAGUGGCAGGGUGCAGAGAGGAAGCAGAGAGGUUGGAGGAACAGCUGGGCAGGUUGCCGGAGGGAGCAUCCUCUGGCCUGAAGGAAGUAGACGCAGUCCUUGAGCUUCUUGUGCACCUAGCUGGUUCAGCACCUCCACCUCCUACCUCUUUCAGCAGGGACUACAUGAGACGAGAGCGGCCCGUGCUGCGGAGGCCUCAACCCUGGGGCUACCAGUGUGAGGAGCUUCAGAGGUUAGAGGCUCGUGCAUGGGGACUAAUAUGUGGAGAGGAAUGGGGGACUUUGGAGAGUUUGUGUGGAACUCAGAGGUUGAUGGAUGCCCCUCCGGGUACAGGAUUGCUGGCUCUGAGGACUAAAUUGGAAGUGGAAGAAAGAUUUGAGAAGGAGACCAGGAUGACGCUGUUUGGAGCUCUGCAACACACUCGCACUUCAGACAUAGACAUACGACUGGACCUGCCUCCUGUUCCCAGUAAUAUUGAUAUAACUGGGUUGGCUAUCAGGGUCCCCCCCUGUUUAGAUCAGUCUGAGGAUGAGGGAUUCCAGUCAGCCUCUAACCUAACCCCAGACUCUCAGUCAGAGCCCAGCCCCAUUCCAGACAUUGAUAUAUGGGAGGCUGUCCGUACAUUUGAGCCUGGAAGACGCCGCUGUUGGGAGUCUGUUGGCUGCCCACCAGGGAAAAGGGAGUCUCUUUAUCUAACAGAAGGAGGAAGGGAGGCUUUCGACCAGCUAUAUCGUCUAUGCGAGGGGGAGAUGAGGGUGGUGAGCACAACUACACCCUCUCCUAUCCUUCUGCUGCCCCUGGACUCCCAGACACAGUUGGUGUCUGACCUCCUUAAUGUCCUGAUUGGAGUGGCAUCCACAACCUUCCCUCUUAACCAGAGUGUUCAGUUUGAUGUCAGACCUGGUGUUUGCGUGUCGGGAGCCUCUCCAGAGAGCGUUUCUCGUCUUUUGGGGGAGCUGGCCCAGUAUGGUACCUACUACUUGAGGCUUAGCCACUUCUCUCUGCAGAGUGCUGACAAGAAGGGCCUAGUCUUCCAGGCUUUUACAGGUGGUCUGCAGAAGUACCUGCAUUACUACAGGGCAUGUGUUCUUAGCACUCCACCCACUCUCAGCCUGUUGACUGUUGGUUUCCUCUUCCGCAAAGUUGGCCGCCAACUCAGGUACCUGUCAGAGCUGUGCUGUGUAGACAGGCCUUUGGGUACAAGCCAGGCUACCUUCCCUGUGGGUGUUAAACUGCUGUCCUACCUGUACAAUGAAGCACAGAAUAACUGCAGCAAUGAGAACUAUCCAGUCCUGCUGUCGCUGCUGAAGAGCAGUUGUGAACCUUAUACACGGUUUGUGUCAGACUGGGUGUAUAGUGGCUUGUUUCGAGAUGUUUAUGGUGAAUUCAUGAUUCAGGUCAACGAAGAGUACCUCGGUUUCAGAGACAAACACUUCUGGGUUCAAGGCUACACUCUGAUCUCAAUGGAUGUGGAGGACUGUGUUCCGAUCUUCCUGAGACACAUCGCCAAUGACGUGUAUGUCUGCGGAAAGACCAUCAACCUCCUCAAGAUCUGCUGUCCACAGCACUACAUCUGCUGGUCGGAGCUGCCCAUGCCUCGCAUUGCUGUCACUUUCUCCCUACAGGAGGUGGAGGAGAUUGAAAGGGACUGUGCUAUAUACCGCGGGCGCAUGGAGAGGAUUGCUAAGCACAGUGCCAUCAGCAGGGAGGAGCAAGCCCUGCGAACAGAACGAGCACGCCAGGAGCUGAUCAGUCAGGUCAGAGAGUCAGCGGCCAGAACCCUGGAGAGCAUCCGUGGGCGCCAGGUGUCACAACGUCUGGCUGAGGAGGCCAAGAAGAGGGAGCGUUUUGAGGAGCUGAAGCAGCACCUGGAGCAGGAGCAAGAGUGGCAAAAUGCAGCCAAGAAGAAGCAGGAGGAGGAUGACUUCAGCUUUGCCAGAGAACUGAGGGACAGAGAGAAGAGACUACAGGCUCUGGAGGAGCAGCUGGAGCAGAGAGCCAGGAAGGAACUGAUUGCUCAGUACAGCCGUCUGUCAGAGGAAGCAGCCUGCAGAGAGAGACGGGCCAUGUGGAAGGUGCAGCGAAUGAGACUUUACGAAACCCGUGCUCAGUUCUUCAUGCAUGACAAGCAGCAGACUCAGGCACUACUAGAGAAAUACCCCUUAGGCCAGGGGAGACCUCCUGUGGAAGUGUUGCCAUCUGUUCCCUCACUACAACAGACUGUACCACAACUAACACUGGAGUCUCCCACUCAGAAGCCAUCUGAACAGCAGCCAGCAAAUACUGAAGAAUCUGAUGCUGUAUCACCACCACCAGACCCAUCUUCAUGUACUCUCACCCCCUGUAGAGCAGACACUGCUCUCAUCUCUGAGAACAUUGAUAUCAAUGAUCUUCUCCCCAAGUCACCAAAUCUUGACGGUCAGCAGGUUGAUAUGGCCCUACAAGACAUUGGCUCUGACCUACCUGAAGCCUGCCCUAUAGCACAGCUUGUUGACUAUGACUUCAGUGCCCCCUUUAGUCCACUUGAGGGUAUCGCUGGGCAGUCCUCAGCCCAGCCCCGCUCUCGCUGGGGACCUGCAGUCCACCCUGACUUGAUUCACAUCUCACAGAAUAUGUCUGAAGUACAGGAGAAUGGCCCAAAAGCCACUCCCUUUGGUCAUGUGUCCAAAUCCAGCUUUCCUCCAGGCCAGUAUACCCCAGAGGAGCCCGAAAAUACAUCAAGUGUUUACAGACCGCCCUUGCCAGCCUCAGUGCUGCUGCUAGAUGGUGGUGGCUCAAACAUGAUCCACAAGCAAGAAAGAGUUGCAUCUAUGCCAGAACAGGGCACUGAAAUGGGGAUUUUGGAAAGUAAAUUUGAUGCAAAAGAAGAUGAGAUCAAAUCUGUCGGGGAUAAAAAAGAAGAUGGUGUUGUUGACAUUGCCCUUUCUACUACAUCAGAGCAAGGCCUUGAUAAUGGUGACAGCAAAGUUGUAAGUGUUUCUGACUGUGGUGUUACAUCACUUGAGGCAACAUCGGAUUCUCAGGAUAAAGCUGGUGAAACGAAUUCUUUGACACACAUUCAUGGUCAUGUCUCCAGUGCACACCUAAAGGUUGGAGACCUGGUUUCAGGCAUUGUUGCCCCUCAACCUUUACAGAGCAUCCAUGGACAUCCCUCUGCUGCUCACAUAAAGGUUGGUCAGUUUGUAUCGGAGAUAACUGCUCCUCUGCCUUCACCUAAUUUAGUUCAUGGUCACGCCUCAGAUUCGCACAUCAAGAUUGGAGAAUAUGUAUCAGAAGCUGAUGCUUCUCUACCUUCCUCCAGUGUUUAUGGCCACUCUUCUGAUGCUCACAUUAAAGUUGGAGAAAAUGUUUCAGAAUUCUUUACCCCUCUUCCUGCUCCGAAUGUUCACGGUCAUACCUCAGAUGCUCACAUCAAAGUUGGGGAGCUCGUUUCAGAUGUAGCUGCACCACUUCCUAUUCCUAGUAUCUAUGGUCACUCAUCCGAUGCUAAUAUCAAACUGGGUGAGUUUGUGUCCAACAUAACUGAAUCGAGACCUCGUUGGAGUAGACAUGGGCACGCCUCAGACUGCACACUUCAACUAGGAUGUGUAGUAUCUGGAGCUGAACCAGCUUUGUCCCCUUUGCCUGGAAGUUCUUAUGGUCACUCCUCAGACUCAACAUUAGGGAUUGGAUGUGUAGUUUCAGGAGAUGGAGCCAAACAUUAUCCUCUGCCUGGAAGUUCUUAUGGUCACUCCUCAGACUCAACAUUAGGGAUUGGAUGUGUAGUUUCAGGAGAUGGAGCCAAACGUUAUCCUCUGCCUGGCAGUGCUUAUGGUCAUUCAUCAGACUCAACAUUAGGCAUUGGAUGUGUUGUGUCCAAAAAGGCACCAGUUCCUUCACCUCUACCAAGCAGCGCCUACGGCCACUCCUCUGAUUCAACGCUGGGCGUAGGUUGUGUGGUUUUGGGCAUGGAGCCGAAAGCCUCUGCACUACCAGGGGGUGCUUAUGGCCACUCAUCAGACUCUUCACUUGGCGGUGGAUGUGUGGUGAAGAGUAAAGGUGGAGAUCAGCAGAAAACCGAGGGCAAUGAAGAUAGUAAAGCUUCUAAGCCAGAGAACCUUGGUGAGCAGCUGGUAGAGGGCAUGGGGUCCUGGGCAGCCGGAUUCAUGUCCCCUGGAGAAAAAUCUGAGAAAGAAUACCUGUUGGCUUUGUCUGCUCAGUAUGAGGUGGAACACUAUGAAGACUGCUACAACCUAAUCGCUUCAUCCCCUGAGUGUCAGAUGCUGAAGCAGGUAACCCGGGGACCCUGGGGCCUUCCUAUGGACCCCACGCCACACAGAGCUACAGACACCACUGCUGUCCAACUCAGCGAGAUGGUUUCCCUGCCAGUUUUAAUAAAACACUCUGUCACUGCCCCGCUCAUCACACAUGUAUCUUUAGUGAACAAGGCUGUGGUGGACUACUUCUUUGUGGAGUUGGGGGUGGAAAGACACUUUGAAGCGUUGCGCCACUUCUUGCUGAUGGAGGAUGGCGAGUUUGCACAGUCCCUCAGCGAUCUGCUCUUCGAAAAGCUGAGCAGUGGGCAGACGCCCGGUGAGCUUCUGACCCCCCUGGUCCUGAACUCCAUCCUCAGUAAAGCCCUGCAGUACAGCUUACAUGGGGACACCCCCCUGGCUAGCAACUUCACCUUCGCCCUACGCUUCCUCCCAGAGACCUUCUACCCACACGCCCCUGACUCUCUCAACUGUUUGGAGCUCCGCUACAAGGUGGACUGGCCGUUGAACAUCAUCAUCACAGACAGCUGCAUGAACAAGUACAACCGUCUGUUUUCCUUCCUGCUGCAGCUCAAUAUGGUUUGGAGCCUCCGUGAUGUCUGGUUCCAUCUCAAGAGAACAGCGCUGGUGAAAGGUGCAGGUCGCUCUGUGCAGUUCCAUCAGCUGCAGCUGUACAGACAUGAGAUGCAGCAUUUUGUCAAGGUGAUACAGGGAUACAUCGCCAACCAGAUCCUGCAAGUGUCCUGGAGCGAGUUCACAGCCAAGCUGGCCGCAGCCAGCGACCUGGACGCCAUCCACCGCACACAUGCAGAUUAUCUCAACAGAGCCAUCUUCAGGGGUUUGCUGACAGAGAAAGCAGCACCGGUCAUGAACAUCAUCCACAGCAUCUUCAGCCUGAUCCUCAAGUUCAGGGCCCAACUGAUUGCACAGCCCUGGGACAGCCAGCAGGGGGAGGCGGUGCACCCCAGCUUCAUUGCCAUGCAGCAGUCAUACAAUACCUUCAAGUAUUACUCUCACUUCCUUUUCAAAGUGGUGACCAAGCUGGUGAACAGAGGAUACCAGCCUCAUUUAGAGGACUUCCUUCUCCGCAUCAACUUCAACAGCUACUACAAAGACUCCUGAGCCGUGUGUUGGUGUGUAAGUUAUACAUGAGCUUAUGUGACAGUUUCAUGAGGCAGGCUAUUUGGUUUUACUUAGCCAAUCCACCACCUGUGUACCAUAAAUGUUUACAUUUUAGAGUCACUUCUAAGACAAAUUAUUUUGAGAUUCUUACAUUAAACCACUUGUGCUGUAUGUUAGGCAUGGAUUUGACACUGAAUCCACAUCAGGCAAUCAGCCUGCUUGUACACUUUGUAUGCCUUCAGAGUUUUAAUUGAGCUGAAACUAGCACUUAGUGCCUCCCAUGUUCAGACAUACUUCUGGCUGUAUAGAUUUUAAAUGCAUAUAAAUUAAAUGUGUGUAAGUGCAAAAAUGCUGUUUAAGAAAUGCUCUAUCCUUUGAUGCUUAUCCUGAAGUUUUGUGAUGUAAAAAAAAAAACAUUUACCCAAGUAAGAAAAAAAUCAUUUAUUAAAGAUUGCAUGUUAACAUUGGUUUUUAGAAAACUAGGACAAAUUAGGUGCAAAUGCUUACACGUAAUGGAUUCUGUCAAGUUCGGCCAUUUACAGGAAGAAAGAGGGUGAGAAAAUGCAGUUGUUAUAUUACAGAAAUUUAUUUUCUACACCAUGAGUACCAGGUUUUUCCAUCACUUACAACGCAAAAAUAUCAAGACUAUGCAGUACCGCUGUAGUAGGUGUAAUGAGCUGCAGCAGACAGAUUUGGGUUCUUGGCUUGAUGGAUAAGCUGGAGAAACUCUUUUCACCAACUGAGCCAUCAAUCAAAGGACCACUACAGACACUUACUUGUGUAGUUUGUUAAACUCAGGAAAAACAUCCAAGACUCUUGUAGGCUGGUGCAGUAACCUUGUCCUGUAGUUUUUAAUAAUUUAACUGAAAUGUAACCAUCACUUAAGGAAGAAGGGCAAGUCUCCUGGAUGGACUAAAAUUUCCCUGCCAAUAAAACUUAGAUCAGGCAAGGGAAAUAAGUGGUCAUGUUUGACAUUUGGGAAGUUGUUUACAUCAGGUUAUGUGUCAGACUACUCUUGGCUCUAGCCACAUGAAGAACAGUUUGCAUCUGACAAGCUGUUUCCUGCACCCUCCACUACCAGACCAAAGGUUUGGACACAUUUUCCUACUGCAUUCAUUCAAUGUGAAAAUGUGUUGUGUGGUGGAGCUUGCUUUAAUUUAGUUAUGUAUACAAUUUGACUUCAUAAAAUCCUUCUAUCUAGGCUAGGGUUAAACUUGAAACUAUUACUGGCUGCAGCCAAAAAAUAAUCAGACACAUAAUCAAUUUAACAAUGAAUUGGCAGCUUUACCAUUUGACAUACUCGGUCAAUGUAUCAAUCAUCUCAUCUACCCUUGUAAGAAAGUCAAAAUGUGCAUUUCCCCAAAUGUCAAAAUUAUUCUUUUAGUUACAACAGCUACUGUCACAAGCAAUCCACAUGAUCAUUACUGAUUAUUUCAGCACUGGAGCAGGCAGUUGUACAUGAAAUAGUCACACUUUAUCCUUAUUGAACACGUUUCUGCCAGUAGAAAAAGCAAGCGGACAAAAGCAGAGUGUUCCACACAACGUAACCUUCACGAUUAACGUCAGGUCAAUGGCUUUGACCCAGUCUGUAUUGCACAGUACAAAACGUAUUCACGUAGUGCAUCGUGGGCUUCCACUGUCCAUUGAGAUCAGUGGUGCAGCUGGAAUGAGCUGAAAAGAAAAAACUGCAUGUGCAGAUCCACAGAGAGGAUUUUGCAGAUCAAUUGCUGUCUCUGCUGUUUUGAUUAGCAUUCAUAAAUUUGAGCAAAGA
Monopterus albus (swamp eel) is the source of this 7769-nucleotide messenger RNA. It is a transcript of the gene tubgcp6, whose product is annotated as tubulin gamma complex component 6. Gene Ontology annotation, molecular function: microtubule minus-end binding; gamma-tubulin binding. Gene Ontology annotation, cellular component: spindle pole; microtubule organizing center; gamma-tubulin complex. Gene Ontology annotation, biological process: cytoplasmic microtubule organization; mitotic cell cycle; microtubule nucleation. NCBI's taxonomy places the organism in Eukaryota, Metazoa, Chordata, Actinopteri, Synbranchiformes, Synbranchidae. The record is from RefSeq and is a predicted model, not a curated record.